AAGUGCGCCAGGCUUGCGCUAUUCGAAUUACACCAUAUUCAGUGUUUUUUGUUAUACUGUUUGACAUACUAGAAACAUCACCUUCCUAGUACCUUUUGCUAGUAGGCACAACGCCCCGCCUAAAGCUAUUUUACUCUCUUUCGUUGGAGUACCGACAAUACAAAUCUGCGUCUGUACUGGUCAGGUGUGGAAGUGGGUUGGCUGCGCACGGUGGGCGUGGUUUUUUUAUAGAUAUCAUCUGUUGGGAGAUAAGGAUUCGGGAAUUGUUACCUCCGCACUGGUUUGUAAGAGAGCUGGCCCAUCGCUGGUGUGGUGUGUGUACCAACCAUGGCGGACGGCAGGCUCUCCAACACGAUCGUCGCCGCCUCGUGGCUGACGCUGCUCAGCAUACUGGCCGUCGUCAUCGCAUUCGCCACGCCCUGCUGGCUGGAAACGGACGGCAGCCUGGACCAUCCCAAGUUCGUGAAGCUCGGGCUGUGGACCGUCUGCUUUGAGGAUUUCCAAGAGCGACUACGACUGUACGAAAUGAGGUUCUCGGGCUGCCGUUGGGUUCUGGACGAGGAGUACCAAAUCAUCGACUAUCUGGUCCGACCACAAUUCUUCAUCGCAGUGCAGCUGUUCUUCACGCUGUGUUUCAUGGCGUGCCUGCUGUCGGGCGGCCUGGUGGUUCUCGCCGUCUGCUGCAUGGAUGACGAGCGAGAGGCCCUCUUCCUGCGUAUCAUCUCCGGCGUACUGGGCGUGGCAGCGGUGUGCGGCACCAUAUCGGUGAUCACGUUCGGAGUGCUGGGCGACUCCCGGGACUGGAUGCCAGACUACGACCACAACAACCUCUCCUGGAGCUUCGGUCUAGCGGCCACCGGCAGCAUCCUGCUGUACUUCGCGGCCAUCCUGUUCUGGGUGGAGGGCCGCCGUGAGAAUAAGCGGGACGGCUUCGGCUUCGGCGCGCCCCCCGUCGGCUACGAGCCGUCCUCGCAGGUGUGAGCCGCCGCCGCGACCGACGCCAGCGGCGCCGCUGGAGCCCGCAGCUGACGCCUGCCGACGCCUGCCGACGGGCGGCCAGGCCCGAGCGGCAGCCGGACCCCCGCAGCGGCCUUGUGUCGGCCUACCGGCGAAGGGCCGGCGGCCCUCGGCCACCGUCGGCCACUUCCGACUGGGGAAGGGCCGGAGUUCGAGAGGGCAGGCCGGCGGGCGGCGCUGGUGUGUGUCCGCACCACAGGUGCCGUGUCACACGCAGUUCUCCUUCUCAAAGAGUCAUGCGGGCUUGUAAGGCUUCAUUGCUUCUGACUGGCUGGCAGCUUUGGGGGGGAUUUAACACCCAGAGGUAACCUGCCUGCUCAUUGCACCGCCGGCUGGGGACCCCGAUUGGUACAUGCUUUUUGGAGGGUGGCGUGGGGUGGGGAGGUUAUUUUGUGUGUUUUGUAUGCAGCUACAACUUUAACUCUGGCAGCCUUUCAUGAGCAGACCAGGUGGUUCUGUUUUGUGAAGAGGCUUUUACUUGAGGGACAUCGUGGUACUGCUGAAGGGACCAUCCCUCCCAUAUUAAUUGCUGAGAUUUACAUUUUAGCAUGAUGCUCCGCAAGAUCUCGAAAGAAUCUUGUCUCCCAAACGAUACUCCAAAUUUGAUUGUACAAGGUGGAAACCAUGAAAAAGCAGUCACCUGAUCUUUGUUUAAAGUUUUAUCAGCAUUUGCGUUGCAGGAUUCCGCCGGUCGUGCCUGUAAUGGCAUUGUUACCAACCUUUCACAAUUAUUUGUGGAUAUAGUAGUAAUGAAAGCCCAUCUCAUUGUCUGAUCCCGAAAUUUUGCGUGAACAGACCGGUAACGGCGGCCGGAUCAGGUGAAUCAAAGUAGCCGGUAACCCGGGAGACAACUUCCGUCGAAACCUGAGGCGCGUCGUGUUGUGGAGUAGUUGGUAUGCAUGAGUGGUGCAGCAUUGUACAAGGCUGCGUUUUUGGAGACAUUUCUCAGUGUGAAUACUGUGGAGCGUGAUCCGUGCAAGCCAAGUUCCAUUGUAUCCGUCCAUGAUAACGUCUGGAACAGCACCGUCCAAUCUUCGAUCUGUUGUGAUUUUCUGGCCUCGAUGGAGAUACCCGACGUAUUUUUAUACGACCAUUGUAGCAUAUCUAUCGUCGUGUUUGUGCCGGUACACACCGUAUCUAUUCACAUGUAUCACGUAGUUCCUGGGGUGACGCCACCGUAGCGUAUGAGGGGCCACGCCGCCAACAGUCUUGGGAUUUCGCAGUGUCCGUGUGGUGAUAAUGGCAAAAUCUAUGGUCUGCUGUGCAAAGGGGAAACAACAGACGUCAGUCAAUUCCAAUGAAGCCCCCGUUGUGUUCAGUUAUCAGCUCGUGGCCUCGCUCCGUGACUACGUCAUAGGUGGCCAGCCGUUUUGGCUAGCUGCGCGUAUAGCGAAGUGUAGUUUUUCUUACACAGCAGAAGGGACGUGCUGCGUAGGCUGCUCAUUUCCCUCAUGCGACCCUGUUUGUGAAGUGUGACGUACUUUCGUGACACGAAUCUCUCCCGCGAAUCUUUACGUCUUGUUGCACACAUUGAGCGCUGUGUUCAUUGUACCUCACACGUUCGUAUAAUACAUUCAUGAAGAAGCG
Molecule: messenger RNA, 2604 nt
Organism: Pollicipes pollicipes
Lineage: Eukaryota; Metazoa; Arthropoda; Thecostraca; Pollicipedomorpha; Pollicipedidae
Gene: kune
Product: claudin
Exons: 6
Coding region: 328-981 (217 amino acids)
Biological process (GO): regulation of tube size, open tracheal system; septate junction assembly
Cellular component (GO): membrane; septate junction
Source: RefSeq, a predicted model, not a curated record